GUUACAUAGUCACAUCGCUGCUUUUGAUAACCAAAUUCUCGUAUAGGACUACAGGAAUAUUUUAGAGUAACACAGCUGCAGGUAAAAAGCUGUCUCCGUAAUUUUAAAGUCCGUAAUUUAAAUCAGAGCGUCUUAUCUGCAAGUUUAUUGCCUUCUCUGCAGCCCCUAAAACAAUAUAUUUGCUGAGAUAAGUGAUUUAGUUCUAUCCGUUGCAUUAAGGGAAAUAUCUGCAAAAUUCUUGUAUUGUAAUCAAAAUUUAUUGUGUGUGGAAACCAGGAAACCAUGUACUAAUCACAGAGAACCUGAUGAACAAUAUUCGGAGAUGAAUAUUCGGGCUUAAUUGCCCAGAACUGUUUUUUUUUUUUUUUUUUUACUUUUUGGCUGUCUAAAUAUGACCAGGAUGCAGUCUUUCCAGUGCAACGCAGAGGCGUCUAGCCAAACUUUCCUCUCAAUUCCUCCGCAUUGUACACGUGAAAUGCUUCGAAAAGCAGGUGACUCGCUAGGCACAGUUAAUGGAGUGACAUACAAAGAAUAUUUCGACGACUCCGGUCACACAGUACUUACUCCAUCACCGAAGAAAAUUUCGAAAUAUGAACCACAAAAAGAAGAAAUCUUUUAUAAGGUAAGCUCAGUCUUUACUCUACAUGAGGAGGAGGAGGUGAAACCAUCCGAACAAAAAUAUUCUGAGGAGUUCGUGGAGCCUGAAGACGAUGAAAAAGACAAAGACGCGUUACAUGUUGUUGAACACCCAGAUGUGCCCUCUCCGGAGGAACAUACUGUGUUUCCAGAGGUUCCCACAGUUGGUUCGCAAGGAGACACUGCUUUAAGCGAAGACUUGCAGGACACAGCUGUACAGAAAUAUAUUGAAUUUAGCCCCAGCAUGUCGCCACCUGCUUUAGAGAAAGGUCAUGAUUACCGUUUUGAUACAGAACGCUCGAGAUUAUCUGACAGUGAGCAUUCACUGGUAUCGUCGACGAAGGUGGAAGUAGGAUCUCAACCAGACUUGGGAUCUGUGGACGCAAGUUCGUACGAAUUGGUCUCCCUUAUCGGCUCAAGCCUAGUUUCUAAGCCACUAAUGGAAGCACAGAGCGAAGGAAAGUGCCAGAAGAAGAAGAAGACCUCUAAAAAACUGAGAAGGGUCUCAAAAUCUGUGCCUCACGUAGUGCCGGAGGAGAUGCAACAUCUAAACGAUUUCAGCCGAGUAGUUACACAAGAAGCUAUCUACGCCGAGAUGUCGUCCGGCGAUGACGCCUUUGCUGCGAACCAAGGCCAAUACGAGGACGAAGAGGAAUCGUCUUACAGUUCAGAAAGCGACGACGAUGCCUCGCAGACGAACAGCCAAGAAAUUGACGACCUAGCUAUUGAAAGCAGCUCGAGUUUUCCUCCACCUGCCCCCCCUGCUUCUGCGACGAGCAGUACAGACGGGUCAAGCAGUGCCGCCUCCCAUCGAGAGGUGUCUCAGUCGAGUGACGGCACACUUCAGGACGAAUCAGGAAGCAGAAUCUCGUGUGGACAAGGCAGUUUAGGUUUGGAACUGCUGACGGAGUCCUACAUUGAUCAACUCGGCCACGAGAGCAGUGAAGGGCUCAUGUCGAACAUACUCGAGCAUCCAGAGAUGAGUCUCUCUUCGUUAAGUCCAGAGCGCAACACCGACGUCGAAAACAGCAAGUCUCCAUCCCCGUGCGCCACAGGAUCUGCUUGCGUCUCCACCACUACUGCGAGUUCGCGACAGGAGGAACGCGAGUGCAAAGCGAGAAGGUUAGAGAGAUUGGUUGAAAAGUUGUGCCAUGAUUUCGUUGCACAGAAUCCGGCAGUGAAGCAGAACCCUGCGUCGCUGGUGUCGUACUUCGAGAACGCUGGCGCAAUAAUCCGUUCUCUGCCUGUUACCGAACUGAAGCGCAGUUUCAAAAAUGUCUCGAAGGAUAUUUCGGCAGCCGCAACACCGACGGAUAAGUCACAAGCUAGUUCCGAAUCGUCGCAGGUUGCGUCACUGGACAGCAUUAGACCCACUCGAAGAUAGAGCUGUUACUUGACCAACAGAACAAAUACUCAAGAAGCGUCACUGGUCAUUGAAGUGAACUUUUUUAAAUCUUGAGACGUCAAUAAAUUUCAAGUACUUUCAAAUUUGACGUUA
This is a messenger RNA of Schistocerca gregaria, 2134 nucleotides long. RefSeq lists its product as uncharacterized. The transcript has 3 exons. The record is from RefSeq and is a predicted model, not a curated record. Bases 392 to 2020 code for a protein of 542 amino acids. NCBI's taxonomy places the organism in Eukaryota, Metazoa, Arthropoda, Insecta, Orthoptera, Acrididae.